AUGAUCGCUACAUCAGAACAAAUGCAACCUGAGAAGUUAUCGAAGACUGCCAUCGAUUCUCGUUUGCGAUAUGUCAUUAUCACGACCACGCUAAACGACGACUGUAAGUAUCUGGAAUUAUCGUAUGCGGCUGCCAGUCAAGGCGGUGGUACUGGCAAUCAGCUGUUUGAAUUUAUUUUGUUGAUUGAAAUCGCGAGAACACUCAGCAGCAAUCUGGAGGUCACCAUCGACCGGGUGCGCAAAGACAACCGUGUUCUCUUCGGUUACUUCAUCCAGAGUAUCAGCACCAAUGUCGGUCAAUAA
Messenger RNA from Anisakis simplex (herring worm), 303 nucleotides. Lineage: Eukaryota; Metazoa; Nematoda; Chromadorea; Rhabditida; Anisakidae. The record is from the annotation of a GenBank genome assembly.